CUGCAGAUUACGUCAGUAGGAAAUGCCACUUUCAAAGGAUGUAUUGACCUUAGCUAUAGUAAACAGCUCUACCAAGACUUAAAGAAAAACCAGCCGUCAGUGAAUCUGGUCAAUUCCUUUCAUUUACAUUGUCUUGUUACCCCUUAUAACAUUGCUGACUCACUGGUGCCAGACUGGAAAACAUACUGAAAUCAGUAUUACAAGCUAACGGAAAUUGACCUGAAAACUGCUCAAACCAUAGGGGUACAUGUGAACUACCUCUGCUUGAGAGACGCUGGC
Lymnaea stagnalis (great pond snail) is the source of this 279-nucleotide messenger RNA. Lineage: Eukaryota; Metazoa; Mollusca; Gastropoda; Lymnaeidae. The record is from the annotation of a GenBank genome assembly.